AGCUGGAGAGAUGUCAUCACACUUGAAAGGUAGAUUAUCCAACGAGGAGCAAACACUUUCGCAGUAGAAACAACAAACAUCAGAGGAGCUGGACGGUGUUUUUGGGCCUGGGGCCUUUCUUGGGUUUUAUCUGCGCAGCCACAGCUCUGCAGCAGUGCUCGGUGUGUGCGAGGAUCUUGGUGCGCAUUUGCUGAAUACAAGUACGGGGCCCUGGAGGGCCAGAGACACGGGUGAGCUUGUGGGUCCACCGGUUGACCAGUGUAGCAGACGGGUGUGAUAGGGUGUCCUCAGGGACAGGCAGGCUUUCUCUGGCGACCCUUGAGCAUUCAGUCCACAGGUGUCGGUUCCGUUCCUGAUUUGUUCCUUGGCAGGACUCUAGAGCUGAAAGCUGCUGAACCUUGUGAUGCCUCACUGUCCUCAUUAGAAAAAUUGAGCCGAUAGCCUUCUUAGUAGGGUUAUGAGAUUUAAAUAUUGUGCUUGACUCAGGAUAGCAUCUGGUAUGCACCAGAUGCUAAACUCAUUUCUGUCUGUCUGUCAUACAUCCCAGCUGCUGUUGCUGUGUAAAAGGCCGUGGUGUGAGACAACAGCAGCCUUCUAAUUUUCUCACAUAUUCUGUGGAUCAGGAGAGCUCACAGCAGCAGGCUUAGUUCUGUCGCUGAUACCUGGGGCCUCGGCUGGGGAGACUUGAGGUUCAGGAGGUGGUGACUCAUGAGGGGCCGCGGGAGCCGUGCCUCUCACGCACCUGCCCUGGUGCUGGCUGUGAGGGACCCCUCUGGGCCCGUGGCUGUGGCAUCUGCUGUGAGGGACCCUCUGGGCCCGUGGCUGUGGCAUCUGCUGUGAGGGACCCUAUGGGCUGUGGCAUCUGCAGGGGCCUCUCCCCAGGGCUGCUUCUCUUCCUCACAGGGAGGUAUCUGGAGCUGCAGCCCAGGAGGACCAGGCGGAAACCCAUUGUCCUGGGAGGCCCACGAUGCCUUCUGUCCUGGGUUGAGCCCAGCGGCCGCAGAAGGAGCACAGACUCCCUCUGUGUGCGCAGCAUUUGGGACAGAAGAACCAAAGAUGAUACCUGGAAAGCAGAUGACCUCAGAAAACAUCUCUGGGCCAUACAGUCAGGUAGUUCCAAGGAAGAAAAAAAGCACAGAGAGAAGAAGCUGCGUAAGGAGUCUGAGAUGGACCUUCCUGAACACAAGGAGCCGAGGUGCAGGGAUCCCGACCAGGAUGCCAGGAGCAGAGACAGGGCAGCCGAAGUCCACACCACUAAGGAGAGUCCUCGUGGGGAGAGGGACAGAGACAGACAGAGGGAGAGGAGAAGAGACGCAAAAGACCGGGAGAAAGAAAAGCUGAAGGAGAAACAUCGAGAGGCAGAAAAGUCUCACAGCAGAGGAAAGGACAGGGAAAAAGAAAAAGACAGAAGGGCCCGGAAGGAAGAACUCCGGCAGACCGUGGCCCACCACAACCUGCUGGGCCAGGAGACGCGCGACCGGCAGCUCCUGGAGCGGGUGGAGAGGAAAGGCCGCUCAGUAAGUAAAGUAAGAAGUGAAGAGAAAGAUGAAGACUCUGAAAGAGGAGAUGAAGAUAGAGAAAGAAGAUACCGAGAAAGAAAGCUGCAGUACGGAGACAGCAAGGACAACCCUCUCAAGUACUGGCUUUACAAAGAGGAAGGCGAGAGGAGACACAGGAAGCCCAGAGAGCCAGAUCGAGACAAGAAACACCGAGAAAAAAGCAGCACAAGGGAAAAAAGAGAGAAAUAUUCCAAAGAGAAAAGUAAUUCGUUCUCUGACAAAGAAGGGAAAGAAAGACAUAAAGAAAAGCGACACAAAGAAGGCCUUUAUUUUGAUGAUGAGAGGCACCGAAGCAACGUGGAUAGAGAAGAGAGAUCGGCAAAAGACGAGCACAGGAAAAGGGAAUCCAAGAACGGUGAACACAGAAAUCGAGGUGCAAGCUCAAAAAGAGAUGGGACCAGCAGCCAGCAUGCUGAGAAUUUAGUAAGGAAUCACGGAAAAGAUAAAGAUUCAAGACGAAAGCAUGGCCACGAGGAAGGCUCUUCCGUGUGGUGGAAGCUGGACCAGAGGCCGGGAGGCGAGGAAACUGUGAAUAUAUAUGCAAAACCGGAGAGAUCAAGGAAAUGCACGUAUCCUCAUAUGAAGGAAGAAUUGCGGACGGGGCCUCUGAAGGAGGUAGCGCGGAGCUUGGUGGAGAGCACGGCCUCGUGUGAGGGAAGAAUUGCCGACGGGGCCUCUGAAGGAGGUAGCGCGGAGCUUGGUGGAGAGCACUUGGGGCUCUCCUCGGGGCAGGAAAUUGAAAAGGAAGAAACUGAUUUAGAAAAUGCUAGAGCUGUUGCAUAUACAGCCAGUUGUGAAGAUGAUUUUGAAGACUAUGAAGAUGACUUUGAGGUUUGUGAUGGCGAUGAUGAUGAAAGCAGUAAUGAAGCUGAGUCAAGAGAAAAACUGGAAGAACUUCCUCUAGCUCAAAAAAAGGAAAUACAAGAAAUUCAAAGAGCUAUUAAUGCAGAAAAUGAAAGGAUUGGCGAGUUAUCUUUGAAACUGUUUCAGAAGCAAGGUAGAACAGAAUUUGAAAAGGAGCCCAGGACAGAUACAAACAGUUCCCCUUCCAGAGCCUCCGUUUGUGGAAUUUUUGUGGAUUUUGCCUCUGCUUCACACCGUCAAAAGAGUCGGACUCAGGCCCUUAAGCAAAAGAUGCGAAGUACAAAACUGCUUCGGCUCAUUGACUUAGAUUUUUCAUUUACUUUCUCUCUUUUGGAUCUACCACCAGUAAAUGAAUAUGACAUGUAUAUCAGAAACUUUGGGAAAAAAAAUACCAAGCAGGCAUAUGUUCAGUGUAACGAAGAUAAUGUUGAAAGAGACAUUCAAACGGAGGAAAUAGAGACCAGAGAAGUGUGGACCCAGCACCCGGGAGAAAGUACUGUUGUAUGUGGAGGCAGUGAACAAAGAGAUACUUCUGAUGCUGUAGUUAUGCCAAAGAUUGAUACUCCAAGGUUAUGUAGCUUUCUGCGGGCGGCUUGUCAGGUGAUGGCCGUUUUGCUGGAAGAGGAUCGCUUGGCAGCUGAACCCAGCUGGAAUCUUAGGGCUCAAGACAGGGCCCUGUAUUUUAGUGACAGCUCAUCUCAGCUGAACACCAGUCUGCCAUUCCUUCAAAAUCGAAAAGUAUCCUCCUUGCACGCCUCCCAAGUUCAGAGGCAGAUGGUGGUCUCCGUUCACGACUUACCUGAGAAGACCUUUGUGCCCCUGCUGGACAGCAAAUACAUCCUCUGUGUGUGGGAUAUUUGGCAGCCUUCAGGGCCGCAGAAGGUUCUGAUAUGUGAGUCCCAGGUCACGUGUUGCUGCUUGAGCCCUUUCAAAGCAUUUUUACUGUUUGCUGGAACAGCGCACGGCUCAGUUGUCGUCUGGGAUUUGAGAGAAGACUCAAGGCUGCAUCACUCUGUGAAGCUGAGCGAUGGCUUCUGGACGUUCCGGACCGCCACGUUUUCCACCGAUGGAAUCCUUACCUCAGUAAACCACCGAAGCCCUCUUCAAGCAGUAGAACCUAUCUCAACGUCCGUCCACAAAAAGCAGAGCUUCGUGCUUUCACCCUUUUCUACUCAAGAAGAAAUGUCAGGUUUGUCCUUCCACAUCGCUUCCUUGGAUGAGAGUGGGGUUCUCAAUGUGUGGGUGGUGGUUGAAUUACCAAAGGCAGACAUCGCAGGUUCAAUAAGUGAUUUAGGUCUGAUGCCUGGAGGGAGGGUCAAGCUGGUACCUAGUGCUCUGAUCCAGUUGGGUGACAGUCUUUCCCAUAAAGGUAAUGAAUUUUGGGGCACUACACAAACACUGAAUGUUAAAUUUCUGCCUUCAGAUCCUAAUCACUUUAUUAUUGGCACAGACAUGGGUCUCAUAAGCCAUGGCACAAGACAAGAUUUGAGAGUGGCUCCCAAACUAUUCAAACCUCAGCAACAUGGUAUAAGACCAGUAAAAGUUAAUGUCAUUGAUUUUUCACCAUUUGGAGAACCAAUAUUUUUGGCCGGCUGUUCGGAUGGAAGCAUCAGGCUGCACCAGUUGAGCUCCGCGUUUCCGCUCCUGCAGUGGGACAGCAGCACGGACAGCCAUGCAGUCACCAGCCUGCAGUGGUCCCCGACCAGGCCUGCCGUGUUCCUGGUGCAGGACGACACAUCCAACAUCUACAUCUGGGACCUCCUCCAGAGCGAUCUGGGUCCUGUCGCCAAACAGCAGGUCUCCCCCAACAGGCUGGUGGCCAUGGCUGCGGUGGGUGAGCUCGAGAAGGCUGGUGGCAGCUUCCUGGCCCUGGUGCUGGCCAGGGCCUCUGGCUCCAUCGACAUCCAGCACCUGAAGAGGCGGUGGGCGGCCCCGGAGGUGGAUGAGUGCAACAGGCUGCGUCUGCUUUUGCAGGAAGGCCUGUGGCAAGAGGGAAAACCGCACAAGUAGCGGGUGUUGCUGAGAAGACGGAGUUUCUGUAAUGACCCAAAUUUAAAAGACAUAAGGUGGAUAAUUCUACAUUUGUGUGCAAGUAUAUUUAUGUAUAUAGACUAUGUAUAUUUUGUAUAUAAUUUAUUUUACAUGAAUAUUUCUUUGGUAUUCCCAGUAAAUAAAUGACUACUUUUGAAUGGAAACAAAGAACAUUCUAGCAUUUACAAAACUUCCAGGGGAGCGUAGAGCCACAUCCAGGGUGCUCUUUUCUGAGAGUAUUUCGAGUUAUUUUUAGAACAGUUUAAAUAUUGUCACAUUACUACUAGAUUUGAAACAGCCUACCAUGAAAAUGUAUCUUAAUGAACUAUUGUCUUAUGCAUAAAGUAUGUGAACACAUGUCUAAAUUAAAAGGAAUUACUCCACUGAAA
Messenger RNA from Pongo pygmaeus (Bornean orangutan), 4843 nucleotides. RefSeq names its product dynein 2 intermediate chain 1 (gene DYNC2I1). The coding region runs from base 849 to 4433 and encodes 1194 amino acids. The record is from RefSeq and is a predicted model, not a curated record. Gene Ontology annotation, biological process: intraciliary transport. Gene Ontology annotation, molecular function: dynein heavy chain binding; dynein light chain binding. Lineage: Eukaryota; Metazoa; Chordata; Mammalia; Primates; Hominidae. The transcript is spliced from 26 exons. Gene Ontology annotation, cellular component: cytoplasmic dynein complex.